CGGCUCCAGAACUCUUGGCCUUGGCAUUCCAUGAUGUAAAUUAUUCCACUGCAUGGCUCGAAAUGGGUGCGAAGCAGUGUUGCCAGGUGUCGGAUCACUAGUUUGUCAUGGAUGAUGAUGAUGACUCGUGUCUCCUUGAUCUUAUUGGAGACCCACAGGCAUUGAACUAUUUUCUACAUGGACCUAGUAAUAAAUCGAGCAAUGAGGACUUGACUAAUGCAGGAUAUUCUGCAGCCAAUUCAAAUUCAAUUUUCGCCAACUCUAGUAAUGCUGAUCCUAAGUCAUCCCUCAAAGCUGUAAGCAGCCAGCUUGGAGAAGGGCCCAGUGAUGGACUGCCACUUUCAAGUAGCCUUCAGUUUCUUGAAGAUGAACUUGAGUCUUCUCCUCUUCCUGAUCUCAGUGAGGACCAACCUUUCGACAUUCUUCAGAAAUCCUUGCAGGAGGCCAAUAUCACUGAACAGACAUUGGCAGAAGAGGCAUAUCUGGACGCCAGUAUAGGUUCAAGCCAACAGUUUGCACAAGCUCAGCUUCAUCCCUCUUCAUCAGCAUCCUUUACUCAGGCUUCUAAUAUUUCUAAUUACUCAGGUCAGACGCUGCAGCCUAUAGGGGUGACUCAUGUGCCUGUUGGCACAUCGUUUGCAAGCAAUACAGUGGGUGUGCACCAUGGCUUUAUGCACCAUGUGGGGAUCAGUGUGCCCAGCCAGCAUUUGUCUAAUAACAGUCAGAUUAGUGGUUCUGGUCAAAUACAGUUAAUUGGGUCAUUUGGUAGUCAACCUUCCAUGAUGACUAUUAAUAACCUAGAUGGAUCUCAAAUCAUAUUAAAGGGCAGUGGGCAACAAGCCCCAUCAGAUGUGAGUGGAGGGCUUCUGGUCCACAGACAGACUCCUAAUGGCAGCUCCUUGUUUGGGAGCUCCAGUUCCAGCCCAGCAGCACAGCCUGUUACCGUUCCAUUUAAUAGCACAAAUUUCCAAACAUCUUUACCUGUGCAUAACAUCAUCAUACAAAGGGGUCUUGCACCAAAUUCAAAUAAAGUCCCAAUUAAUAUCCAGCCAAAGCCUAUCCAAAUGGGUCAGCAAAACACAUACAAUGUGAACAAUUUGGGAAUACAGCAGCACCACGUUCAGCCAGGGAUCUCGUUCGCCUCUGCGAGCUCACCCCAGGGCUCAGUGGUUGGUCCGCACAUGUCGGUGAACAUUGUAAACCAACAGAACACAAGGAAGCCAGUCACCUCGCAGGCCGUGAGCAGCGCUGGGGGCAGUAUCGUUAUUCACUCUCCCAUGGGCCAGCCUCACACACCCCAGAGUCAGUUCCUCAUACCUACAAGCCUUUCCGUCAGUUCCAACUCGGUACACCACGUCCAGACCAUAAAUGGGCAACUUCUUCAGACUCAACCCUCUCAGCUCAUUUCUGGCCAAGUGACCUCAGAGCAUGUCAUGUUGAACAGAAACUCUUCCAGCAUGCUCAGGACCAACCAACCAUAUUCUGGACAGAUGCUGAACAACCAGAAUACUGCCGUCCAGUUAGUGUCUGGGCAGACGUUCACCGCCUCUGGAAGUCCAGUGAUAGUCAAUCAUGCCUCUCCUCAGAUCGUUGGUGGGCAGAUGCCCUUGCAGCAGGCAUCGCCAACCGUCUUGCACCUGUCCCCUGGGCAGAGCAGCGUCUCCCAAGGAAGACCUGGCUUCGCCGCCAUGCCCUCGGUGACAAGCAUGUCAGGACCUAGUCGGUUCCCUGUUGUCAGCUCAUCCAGCACUGCCCAUCCUAGUCUUGGGGCUGCGGUUCAGUCUGGUGCAUCAGGAUCAAACUUUACGGGAGAUCAGCUGACCCAGCCAAACAGGACUCCAGUACCGGUCAGUGUGUCUCAUCGUCUUCCAGUUCCUUCUUCCAAAUCUACUAGCACCUUCAAUAACACACCUGGAGCAGGAAGCCAGCAACAGUUCUUCUGUCAGGCUCAAAAAAAAAGUUUGAAUCAGACUUCCCCCAUUUCUGCUUCCAAGACUGCAGAUGGCCUGAGACAAGCGCCCAUCCCAGGCCUCUUGAGCACAGCACUGCCAGGACAGGAUUCUGGAAGCAAAGCUAUACCGGUGUCCUUAGGAACCACACAACCACAGCAGGAAAAAGUCGUUGGAUCAUCUCCUGGCCAGCCAGUUGUGCAGGUGGACAGUCAUUCGGGAGGACAAAAGAGGCCUGCUGCAAAACAGCUAACUAAAGGAGCUUUCAUUCUCCAGCAGUUACAGAGGGACCAAACCCACACGGUGACACCUGAUAAAAGUCAGUUCCGAUCACUCAGUGACGCAGUGCAAAGGCUGCUCUCCUACCAUGUGUGCCAGGGCUCCAUGCCCACGGAGGAAGACCUGAAGAAAGUUGACAAUGAAUUUGAAACAGUUGCCACUCAGCUCCUAAAAAGGACCCAAGCUAUGCUUAACAAGUACAGAUGCCUGCUCCUGGAAGAUGCCAUGCGGAUCAAUCCCUCCGCUGAGAUGGUGAUGAUCGACAGAAUGUUCAACCAAGAGGAAAGAGCUUCUCUGUCCCGGGACAAGCGUCUGGCACUUGUAGACCCCGAGGGCUUUCAGGCUGAUUUCUGUUGUUCCUUCAAACUCGAUAAAGCUGCUCAUGAGACGCAGUUUGGCAGGAGUGACCAGCACGGCAGUAAAACAGCCAGUUCCGUGCAUCUGACGGCCAAGGCCCAGAGCAGAGACAGAGCCAAAGCAGGCGCGGCAGAACCCACGAAUCAUGACCAGUUUCAUCUAGUGCCUAAUCACAUCGUGGUCUCCGCAGAAGGAAACAUUGCUAAAAAAACCGAAUGCCUCGGCAGAGCGCUGAAAUUUGACAAAAUGGGCUCAGUUCAGUACCGGAGUGCGUCUGAAGAGAAAACCAGCCGGAAGGACUCCGUGAAAGGCAGUGAGUGCUCUCCCGGCCCUGAAGGGCACCGGAAGAACUCGUCCAGACCAGAUCACGGUCCUGAGAGCAAACUCUCAAGCCUCCUAGUAGAUUCGCACCUGGAGAUGACGUGUAAUAGCUCCUUCCAGGACAAGACUCUGCGGAAUUCUCCAAAGAAUGAAGUUUUACACACAGACAUCAUGAAAGGGUCAGCCGAGCCCCAGCCUGAUCUCCAGCUCACUAAGAGUUUAGAAACAACGUUUAAGAACAUCUUGGAACUCAAAAAGGCGGGGCGGCAGCCCCAGAGUGACCCCACGGUUAGCGGCUCUGUUGAGUUAGAUUUCCCCAACUUUUCUCCAAUGGCUUCGCAGGAAAACUGCCUGGAAAAGUUCAUCCCGGACCACAGUGAAGGCAUUGUAGAAACUGACUCCAUUUUAGAAGCAGCUGUAAAUAGUAUCCUAGAGUGUUAAUAACCGCAGUCCUCCCCCACCUGCCCCUGAGACCCUGCCCCGGACAAGUUACAUUCUUUCCUGGCAAAAGCAAUGGAAAUAGUCUCCUGUCUCCAGCCUGCUUGAUCUUUCAUCACAGCUUAUUCUUUCUAAUCUCAAUCCCAUUCUUUGUUUAAGAGCAAUACUCGUCGUGGUUACAGGGAGAUCCUUCAGUAAAACUGAUCCUUGUUAGAAAGCAGUCUGAUGGGCCCUACACAUUUCAAGUGUUUUGAAAGUGCUUAUAGUCAUUUUUUUGUUUGUUUUUGUUUAUCUGUUUUAUUUUUUUUAAACACUGUAACUCAAUGAGAUCACAGUACACUAGGCCCUGGGUAAAAUUCUGACAAUCAUAAGUCAUUUGAAAAGAACAGACUUAUUAAAGAAAAUCAAACAGGACUGAUAGAAGAUACCUGUUAAAGAAAUCCCACUGCAUCUCCAAAUUUUGGCUUUGGGGGGGGUCUUGGGGUGUCAUGGGCGGGAGACCACAUGGCUCUCCCCUUGGCCGCCUCCGAGCAGUUAGUCCUAGCUGCUCUGCCAGGACCCACGGCCCUGGCGUGAGCACCUGUAGCGCACAAGCAGGGCUUCCUGUUCAUCGUUCAAGUGCUUUUCUGAUGCUCCCGGAGCAAAACCUCACCUCUUCAGCAUAUCCGCGGUGAGUUUCAUCUAGGGAAUACUUUGUUUUGAGUUGCAACAGCACGACUUGAGAUAAUCUCACCAGGCGAAAUAAAAGAAAAUGGAAACCAGUUAAGUGGCACAGUGUACAGGGGAGGCCAGGAUAGAGCCAUGAGGAUUAUAAUAUGUAUAUAUGUAAAAGCAUAUAUAUGUUAACUAUUGAGAAAAAACAAGGGUUUUGCGUUCUAUAAUUGGAUCUAGGCAGCAUACAAUGUAUGUUUUUGUUGGUUGCUGGGUUUUGUUGCAUUUAACCUCUCUUUGCACCCCUCCCACAACAAAUAGGCAAGCGUCAAAAGUAUUUUCAUUUGAAAACUAUGUUGUAAUUUUUCAGUUUAAACGUUAAGGGGACUUUGGCCUUGUUUCUGCUUCUUGUUGUCUGAGAACAGUAGUCACCCCUGGCAGCAAUCAUUACCAAAACACAGACAAACCAAAGGUAACCAGCCAGCCCACCACUGAGAGGAAAGAUCUGAGACCCGGGAUUCCCACUUGAGAGCCAAAGGACAUUCCCUGCCAUAGUUGGUGUUUGGCCCACGUUCAUGUUCGUGAACGUGAUUUAUUGCUUUAUUUAUUUAUAUUUCUUUUCAGGGAGCUUUCCCCAGUUUCCUUUCUUGUAUACCUGCCCCAGGUCAUCCCGUUUCUGUUGACACUUUCAUUCUCAAUGUCAUUGUAACCAUCAGUAUCUCCUAGCAUUGGGAAAGCUACAUAUGGUAUUUUGUAUGUACCCUCUUACAUACCUGUGUGCGUGCGUGUGUCUGGGCUGUUCAGAUCCAGAGGUCAUUUUGGCGACAGUGUGUACACGCUCACCCUCCCUGUUAUGUGCACGGGCUCUCAUUUAUUCUGUCCAUCUCUCUGGCUUUAGAGGCGCAACCCAUGCUGCGCCACUCUAACAUGUUGCCAAGAUCCGCUUCUGGCCAUCCCCAGAAUGGGGAUGACCCCCCUGUCGUCAUGUUGGGCAUUUCUCUUCCAGGUUGGCCUGCAAUGGAAAGGAAGGCUUCUGAUUACUAGAAAACACAGUAACAGAAGACCUAGACUCUCCCUGCUCCUUAGUUCCCCAAACAAAGAAACCCUGUGAGACAGCCAGUCUUUACAAAAGCAAAAUACCUUCUCCCCACUCCCACCCCUGAGCCAAUAGAAAUUGGAAAAUCUGGGCCAUUUUACGGUGACCAUGUUUUCCUUAUUUGUGCCAAUGUCCAAGUUGCAGAUUUCCCCUUCUUCCUGUAUUGUAACAUAUUAGAAAGAUAAGUUGGUAUUGCCAGUUGGAACUUUCUGUUUGGGUAGCCCUGGGGUAACACCCUGCCCUGAACCCCAUGAUUUCAUAGGCUCUUCUCUUAGGGCUCAUGCUCCCCUAAUUCCUAGCAAGACUUAAAGAUGGUCCCUCCUGAUCAAAUUCUUCUCAUUGUGGAAAUUUAUACCUAGAAGCCUUCACGGAGGCUACUAAUGAGUUACACUAAUUACUGAAUCAGUGGAAUGCUUAAGAGACAAGAUAAGCUCCAUGUACGUUUGUCACCUCUCUUUCUUCCCUACCCUGCCCUGCUACCCCAGUCCCAACUUUUCGAUAUACCAUCUUAAAGGGUUUUUUAAGCCUUGACACUUGUCUAGAAAACGGAGAGCCUAAUUUACCAAAAUGAAACUUGUAAAUUUUUGUGUCCUUGUAUGUAAGUUUACUUUUUAUGGAGGAAAGAUUCUAGAUAAUGACAAAUGACGAUUAUGAAAUGUAUUUUACUCCUGUGAUUAGGUCAUAACUCGCAUGUCGAGGCCCCUCUGGUGGAGGGUGAGAGCUCAGCCUCGGAUGGCCAACAUUCAGUUGUUCAGAUUCAUUAGUCAAAGUUAAGUUUUAGAGCUACUCAUACUCAGUAACAAAAAUCAUUUUCUUUUCUUUUUUUUUUUUUUUCUGUUGUGGAAAAGUGUGAAUUUGUUAUUAAGCAUUUGAUUUUCUGUGUCCUUAAGUACUGCCUAAAGAUAAAGCAAAUUUUAAACUGGCAAUUACGAAAAAGAACUAUUUUAGCGCUGAAGAAUUUAGCAGACUUUGUUAGAUUAGGGAGGCCUUACAGACUGACUUGACUUAAAGAGGACGCGUCACUCACUGUCAGUGUGGUGUGGGCUUUAUUUGCUUAAAUACCUUCAUUUGUAUAGUAUGUCUCACUUGAAAUUGCUUUGUAUACAUUUUGUAAAAAUAUUUAUAAAAUGUUUUGUAAAAAAAAAGUAUAACAAAUUGCAGUUUAUUUUGUUAUGUUGGAUAAAUACUGUUAAAAGAAACCAGUCAGUAACUAUAUUGUUAAUCCAUGGUUAGGAAAUGUUUAGUUGGAGAUUACAAAAUGAAACAACCAUUGCAAUACAGCCAAAGAUUUGGGAAAAUGUGCAACUGUGAUUGUCUUGAUUUUGCAAAGAGGAAUGGCUGCUUUUCCCAGAAGA
Messenger RNA from Lagenorhynchus albirostris (white-beaked dolphin), 6446 nucleotides. RefSeq names its product BICRA like chromatin remodeling complex associated protein (gene BICRAL). NCBI's taxonomy places the organism in Eukaryota, Metazoa, Chordata, Mammalia, Artiodactyla, Delphinidae. Gene Ontology annotation, cellular component: SWI/SNF complex. Gene Ontology annotation, biological process: positive regulation of DNA-templated transcription. The transcript is spliced from 12 exons. Bases 108 to 3347 code for a protein of 1079 amino acids. The record is from RefSeq and is a predicted model, not a curated record.